Molecule: messenger RNA, 790 nt
Organism: Sitodiplosis mosellana (orange wheat blossom midge)
Lineage: Eukaryota; Metazoa; Arthropoda; Insecta; Diptera; Cecidomyiidae
Exons: 2
Coding region: 2-790 (262 amino acids)
Source: RefSeq, a predicted model, not a curated record
GAUGGAGGAGAACGAUGUGUUCGAUACAUUGGAACAUUUCAGCGGCAUUAAAUUUCCCUUGUGCAUUAAAACACUGCUACGUUAUGCAGCAUAUGAAAGUAAAUCAAGUUGUAUGCUUUUGGAUGUGAAAACCGUAGCAGAGAUGGAAGAUUUCCUUGCUGAAACGGGACAAGCAGUGAUUGCUAGUUUGGAUUGUUGCAAUUCUGCGGCUUAUAAAAACCAAAAUCGAUUCCGUUUUCUUCCUGGACACAAGACGUGUAUUUUGUCGAUUCCCGAUCAACUUCGAAAUAUGGAUGCAGUGAAGCGAAAGAAGAGUAAACCAAUGCUUGAGUUCAAAAAGUUGAUGACAUCAACCGAAUUAAAACAUCUGCUGCUGAUGAAGUUGAAUCAAAGUGCUGUCAAGUAUGGUUUCGCAAGUGAGGCGUUCGAUGAGUCGCACCUAAAUGAUGUACAGACAAUCAUUUUGAACAAUGAUUUGACCGCCAAAUGCACGGUUCAAUGUUUCCAGUGUCGCACUACCAUCAACGCUCUGUACAAGGGAUCAUGGACAAUUAGUAAUGUUUUGCGUCAUGUGAAAAUUCACCAGCCAUCAGAAGAUACAGUUGAUCAGUCGCAGAACGAAAACGGUACAGAAAACAUCGUCACGGUUCAUUCAUCUCCGUUGGAUCUCAUUGAGGAAGAAGCGAUUGUAGCCAAAAAUAACGAAGUUGUUACCACACGCACAUUCAAAAGAGUCCAAUUAGGCAAUGGAAAGUCGUUCUUAGUCGAUAUGGCAAUACACCCUCGUUAG